UGUUACCACCCUCUAUCGACAUUUAUUUUUUAGUCACAUGCGUGCGGCCUUUUUCCUGACGCCUCGCCAUUAUUGGUGGCACAAACGUCGUCCAAGAUGCAGAUUUUUGUGAAAACACUGACGGGGAAAACCAUCACCCUCGAGGUGGAACCCAGUGAUAGCAUUGAAAAUGUCAAGGCUAAAAUUCAAGACAAGGAGGGUAUCCCUCCCGAUCAGCAGCGUUUGAUCUUCGCUGGCAAGCAGCUGGAAGAUGGCCGCACCCUGUCCGACUACAACAUCCAGAAGGAGUCUACCCUCCAUUUGGUGCUCAGGCUCCGUGGUGGCGCCAAGAAGCGCAAGAAGAAGAACUACACCACCCCCAAGAAGACCAAGCACAAGAAGAAGAAGGUCAAGCUCGCUGUACUCAAAUUCUACAAGGUCGACGAGAACGGCAAGAUCACCCGUCUGCGUCGUGAGUGCCCCAGCGAGGAGUGCGGCGCCGGUGUCUUCAUGGCCUCCCACUUUGACCGCCAGUACUGCGGAAAGUGCUGCCUGACCUACGUCUACAACAAGCCCGCCGAGGCAUAGACUGCAGUCUGACCUCUGACCUUGGAUUAUACCAUUCCACACGAGGACUAACUAACAAAGGGCUCUUCUGGACAAGCCCUAUGUGGAGAACAUCAUCCACAUCACACGAAGGAACUUGGUUCCAGAACUCAAAUGAACAAUAGUUUUCAUUCACUGGAUACAUGUCUUGGGGUGAUUGCAGUCAUGCUACCUAUCUCCCAAUGAUGUAACAAAUGCAUUAAAAUAUCAUACACAACCAC
Strongylocentrotus purpuratus (purple sea urchin) is the source of this 806-nucleotide messenger RNA. RefSeq names its product ubiquitin-40S ribosomal protein S27a (gene rps27a). Gene Ontology annotation, biological process: translation; protein ubiquitination; modification-dependent protein catabolic process. NCBI's taxonomy places the organism in Eukaryota, Metazoa, Echinodermata, Echinoidea, Camarodonta, Strongylocentrotidae. The record is from RefSeq and is a predicted model, not a curated record. Gene Ontology annotation, molecular function: structural constituent of ribosome; protein tag activity; ubiquitin protein ligase binding. The transcript is spliced from 5 exons. Bases 97 to 567 code for a protein of 156 amino acids. Gene Ontology annotation, cellular component: cytoplasm; nucleus; ribosome.